AUGCGCUUUCUGACUAUUUUGAUCAACUUUGUUCCGUUUCUACCAAUAAAAUCGGAAGUGAAAAUGCCGGAAAGAAGUGCCACUUACAUGAUGAAUAACCAGUUUGCAACUAUCAUUGUUUAUGCUAGAGGCCAAGAUUUUGUCUGUAUCAAGUCACUUUUUGUGGAGUAUCCGAAAGAAUUGGACACCAAUUACCUAUGGCUUCCUUCUCUUCCUAUCCUUGUAGAACUGCGAUUCAAAACGCACUUUGCUUAUUAUGAGAAGGACGAAUAUGGACGAGAAAUUGGAAUUAUGGCUUAUGUGACUUAUACACUGAAUAAUCAUACGGUUACAGAGUAUAUUCAUACGAAAAAAGUAUACAUGAGCAGAGAUUGA
Messenger RNA from Caenorhabditis briggsae, 375 nucleotides. NCBI's taxonomy places the organism in Eukaryota, Metazoa, Nematoda, Chromadorea, Rhabditida, Rhabditidae. The coding region runs from base 1 to 375 and encodes 124 amino acids. The record is from RefSeq and is a predicted model, not a curated record. The transcript is spliced from 2 exons.